This is a messenger RNA of Cladocopium goreaui, 1545 nucleotides long. The record is from the annotation of a GenBank genome assembly. NCBI's taxonomy places the organism in Eukaryota, Dinophyceae, Suessiales, Symbiodiniaceae.
AAAACAGUGCAAGCGUUUCUGGCGGUUUCUCGUUUCAAAGGCUCUUUCAACCGGGGAAAGGUUUCAUCAUGCCGCAGCCACGGUGGAAACUAUCAAACUCUUCGGGUGGGUUUGAGGGCCCUCAUGGUCCAUUUUCAGCGCGCCAGAAGCAUCUGCAGAGCUGGGCGAUGUCGUCGUUUUUUCCAAUCUGCCGAUGUCUUUCUGGACCAUCGGGAAGCGAUUCAUGGGAAGUUGAAAGCAAGAUACGAGGACUUUGUGGUGCGAGAGGUGUCUCAGCAAGGGGAGGUGGUGGAGUUGAAGGAUACCGACCUGGCAACGCAGUGGCAGAAAUCUUCGCCGGGCGAGGUGGCCCGACUGGUGUUGGCCAAGGAAAACCGCGACGUUGCAGAUGCCAUCGCCAUGUUGGCGAAGCAUCUGGAGAUCGAUCCCCGCGAGGUUCGUUUCAAUGGCCUGAAGGAUCGCAGGAGCAUCAGCUAUCAACACGUCAGCCUUCCCUGGCACCGCCUCUCCCUUCGUGCACUGCAACGCCUUAGCACCGGCGUCUCCACCUGGGACCCAGCGGUGCAGCUGGGAGAUCUGCGACGAGGAGAGCACUGCCGCCUGGGUGAUCUGCGUGGCAACCACUUCACCAUCGUCCUCCGCGACGUCUCGUUGCGCCAUGGCACGGUCGCUGCGCUCCUGGAGCAGACGCAGCGGGCGGCGGAGCAGCUGCGAGGCGAUGGCUUUGUGAACUACUUCGGGGAGCAACGCUUUGGGGGUGCCAUGCGCCCGAGCCCAGCUGUGGGAGCAGCGCUCCUGCAGAAGGAUUUCCGGCGGGCCUGCGAAGUCAUGGUCUGUCAGAUGCAUGAGGCCACCGCCUCCAACGCCCAGCUCCCGGCACUCUUCGCCGCGGCGAAGUUCGCCGCGCUGCGCGCGGCGCUGCCGCGGCGCUGCGCUGCUGAGCGGCGGCUGCUGCGGCGCCUGGAGCGGGGCGAGGGCUUCGAGGCUGCGCUGGAAGAGCAGAAGAUGCUUGGCAGGUUGUUCUUCUUGAGAUCCUUCACGUCACAUGUAUGGAACCAGGUGGUCACCCGGCGCUUGCAGCGCUUCGGCUCUCGCGUCUUCCCGGAAGAUCGGGUGAUCGAUGGCCUCGAUGGGACCUCCGGGCCGCAGCUGCGCCACGUGCUGCUGCCGCUGCCCGACACGGCCUCCGCGGCGGUGCCGCAGCUGCCGCAGGCGGUGCGGGAGAUCUACGAAGAGGUGCUGACGGAAGCGAAACUGGACCCACCUGGGCAGCGCCCUUCGCUCUCCGUCCCCUGGCGUCGCCUCGUGGCGCAGCCGGAGCUGCUGCGGUGCCGCCUUGUGGCCUAUGAGGAGCCCGUGGAGCGCCUGGUGCUGUCGGCCAUGGACACGUUGAAAGGACGAAAGUUGGAGGAUGGGAUCAAUCCCUUGGAGUCGCACAAAAGUCUGCAGGAUCCAAGGUAUGGUAUCAUCAUGGAACUCCAGCUGUCCGCGGGCGAGUACGCCACCGUGGCCGUGCGGGAGUUCAUGCAAUGCUCGCCGCAAAAU